AUGCUUCCCACCAUCGCCCUCGCAGCUCUGGCCCUGGCACCGGCCGUCCAAGCAGUCCCCCAUCACAAACGAAUCGAACCUAUCACCUCGCCUCACGGAGUUUACAAACGCUGCGGCGCCGUCUCCAGAUAUUAUGGCCAGCACACCGCCGACUGGGACACCUACCAAACCGGUGACUGGCUCAACAAUUGGUGGAACUCCCAUUCCAGCCUAAUGGGCAACAACACCGGCGGAUUUUCCGGCGCCUUUGGACAAUGGGCAAUGGGCAACCCGGACUGGUCAUGCCGAGACGACGGCUCAGAUUCGGACUGCGAUCUGUCGCUGUGUGAUAACCGGGUCCUGAAUAACCGGGGCCAAGAUAUUCGCAACACCUACUAUAUUCUGGAGUCUGUAAACCGUCUGCAUACUUAUUUCAUUGGUAUUGGAGAGGCUUUUACUACUGCUGCGCUUGGGGCGGCGCUUUCGAAGGAUUCGUGGGCUACUACGUUCUAUACGGAUAAGGAUGACAAGAGUGUUACUGCAUUAAAGGAGGCGCUGAACGCUGUUGCUACCAUUGUUGGCAUUGGCGCUUCUUUUGCCGGCCUGGCUGGGCCUCUUACUGGAGCUGUUGCUGGUGCUGGGUCGGCUCUUAUGGGUGGUGCAAAUGGUGCUACAAGUUCUAUUGUGGGACAGCACACAGAUGACUCAUUCCAGAAAUCCGCCGAUCUAGGCGGCCUACUAGGCACGAUCGUGACCGACUCUCUCAAGUCCUUCACAACAGCCAACAACCAGCUCAUGGGUGGCCAAAGCUACAGCAACGCUGACAUUCGCACCUAUAUUUCCGGUGGUGCCUUCCUGGAGUAUGAAGGCGUUGACAAGAAUGCCGUCACAGAUGCCAUGACCAACAUGCUAAUCGGAACUUCCGUCAACCAGCUCUACCGCACCCAGAAGGUCUUUGUCAUGGGCGGUGGUGCAUGUGGUGAUAACCAAGGAAUCGGCUCUGGCCCCCAGGAAGCAGUCGUCUGUCGCGACGGAAAGGCCUGGUACCUGUACUAUUGGCAGGAGAAUGACGUGAUCUCGACUACCUCGCACCAGUGGGGAUGGGUUGCUUCGCCUCCGGGAGCUGACUCGCUGGGUCAAAGUGAGUACAGUGGUGUUACUGUUGAGGACAUCAUCAACUCCUCGCUCGACGCCUACAAUGUCGCCGGUUACGGCUACAAUGCUGACACUGCCAAAUCACGGGCUGAGGAUGCUAUCACGAAUGCCUGGGCAAACCCCGGCUCGGAGGGUGCAGCUUGGGAAGGCAUAUUUACAAUACCGGUUUGCGAUAUUGGUGCUGCUGUCGAUGCGGAUUAUCAAGACAAGGAGUAUAUUCUGCAGCCCUAUGGCCACGAUAGCCGCCCUGUCUGGUGCGGUGCAAUCUGCGGUGGCGAUGCGCAAAAGACAAAGGACUUCAUCAGUGCUGCUAAUAUGGAUGGAUUCGAGAGUCCUAAACACUUGUGCGACCAGGAUCCUGGGUACUAG
Molecule: messenger RNA, 1503 nt
Organism: Penicillium atrosanguineum
Lineage: Eukaryota; Fungi; Ascomycota; Eurotiomycetes; Eurotiales; Aspergillaceae
Product: Phosphopantetheinyl transferase PptB
Exons: 3
Coding region: 1-1503 (500 amino acids)
Source: RefSeq, a predicted model, not a curated record